Messenger RNA from Aureobasidium namibiae CBS 147.97, 795 nucleotides. RefSeq names its product Formate/nitrite transporter. Lineage: Eukaryota; Fungi; Ascomycota; Dothideomycetes; Dothideales; Saccotheciaceae. Gene Ontology annotation, biological process: transmembrane transport; nitrite transport. Gene Ontology annotation, cellular component: membrane. The transcript has 2 exons. The record is from RefSeq and is a predicted model, not a curated record. Gene Ontology annotation, molecular function: high-affinity secondary active nitrite transmembrane transporter activity. The annotation marks the transcript as partial.
GCUGUUUCACCAAGAAAGGCUGCAGAGAAGACCUUGGAGACCGGCGUUCACCAUCUUGAAGAAGACUUGCAAUUGACAUUUCUCAAAAACAUCUAUGGAGCUCUUUUGAUGUCGGCUGGAGGCCUGUUGUCCCUCACGUUGGUAACAGGCACUCCACAGUUGGCAGAAUCCAAUCCUGGACUCCCACGUAUCUUGCAAGGCCUUACCUUUCCCAUCGGUCUGGUCUUGAUCUACCUCGUAGGAGCUGAACUGUACACUGGCUACCCCAUGUGGUUCGUCAUGACCGCCCUAGAACGCAAAGGCACACCCCUCCAAUACCUUCGCACCGGCAUAGCAUCCUGGGUCGGCAACCUCCUCGGCUCCCUCCUCUUUGCCUCCCUCUUCACCCACCUAACCGAAAUCCUCAGCGAGGAUCCCUUCAAAUCCGGCACCAUCUCCAUGAUCCAAGAGGACAUCAUUUCCUCCCAAUGGCACAUCAUUUUCCUUCGUUCCAUUCUCUGCGGCUGGCUAGUCACUUUUGCAAUGAUGCUAGGCACCCAGAACCAAGAUGGCAUCAGUAAAGCCCUAGCAUUGCACCUACCAUUCUUUAUCUCGACGGCGGCAAAGUGUCCGCAUACUGUUGAGUAUAUGUAUCUUGGGUCUACAGCGAUGAUGUUGGGGUCGGAAAUGUCAGUGGGCAUGUUUGUGUGGAAAUGCCUUAUUCCGAUCACGCUGGGGAAUACAGUUGGAGGGGGUUUGUUUACGGGUGCUUAUUCUUGGUGGGUGCAUCUUUAUUGCAAUGAUGAGAAGGCUGCU